GCGUCCUGCCGCAGUCUUUCGGCCGCUAGUCGGAGCGAGCGGUGGCGAGGAGCCCCCGGCCGCUCCGCCAGCACUUGCCUCUGCGGCCGCCGCUCCCACCCGCGAUCGCAGUCCAGCAGCUAGGAAGCGCCCCCUCGCAGAUUGGGCUGCGCAACGUGGGAGGGUUAGCGGUCCCGGGGACCGAUUUCGAACUUGCAAGGGGACCGCGGCUCUCCCGGGCCUGGAGAGUGUGAACAGGAUUGCCGAUUUACGAUGAUAUGGUGAAUCCCAGGGCUGGAACCAAAAAGAACUUCUCAGCUCUUUAGUUUGAACCACAGUGAAUUGUCUAUCAGCACCCAGCAUGGCUAAAAGUGCAGAGGUCAAACUGGCAAUAUUUGGGAGAGCAGGCGUGGGCAAGUCAGCUCUUGUAGUGAGAUUUCUGACCAAACGAUUCAUCUGGGAAUAUGAUCCCACCCUCGAAAAUGUGUCUGCAAUGUACUAUGCCUGUGUCAAUGAUCAUUACACGUGGCUGAUGGCAGAAUCAACCUACCGACACCAAGCAACCAUUGAUGAUGAAGUUGUCACCAUGGAGAUACUAGAUACUGCUGGCCAGGAAGACACUAUUCAGAGGGAAGGACACAUGCGAUGGGGGGAAGGCUUUGUGCUGGUCUAUGACAUUACUGACCGAGGAAGUUUUGAGGAAGUGCUGCCGCUUAAGAACAUCCUGGAUGAGAUCAAAAAGCCCAAGAAUGUGACUCUCAUCUUGGUCGGAAACAAAGCUGACUUGGACCACUCCAGACAGGAGAGACUUCAGGAGACUGUUGGAUUGCAGAGCUGAUGAAUCUGUGAAUGUGAUAUAAAGAAUAAGCACCUGAACAGCCCUGCUCUUGUGAAGGUCCUGUGGAGGUGCGUUGGGUAAUUGGAAAGACUUGAACACAAUAACAGCUAUGCUUUUAGAGUGCUUAGGUGCUAUUUUAGGCACUUUAUGUAUUCUCUCAUUCUCACAAUACCCCUGUGCAAGAGAUGGUAUUAUGAUCACAGUUGUAAGGAUGAAGAUACUGAGUCAGAAGGGAAAACAAAUUUGCACAGCUAUUUAGUGCAUAGAGCCAGGAUUUGAACCCAGUGAGGCAAAGUCAGACUGUAGAGUCCGUACUAUGAUCCACUAUGGUAUAUUAGUAGACUGAAAUAUGGUUCUUAUUCUUGAGCUGUGGGCAUGAAGACACAGGAAGGAGAAAGUUUAGGGAAGACUUGUUUCAUUUAUGCUUUCGUUUGUUCAUGAACAAAUAUUUACAGAUAAACUGGACAUGUAACUUGACAUGUUAGUCCAUUUGAUGGUUUCUGAGCUAAACAUUGAAGAAUACAGUUGACCCUUGAACAAUGGGGUGGGAGGGGGCGGGGAUGGUUAUGGACACCAAUGUUCCACACAGUUAAAAAUCUGUCUGUAACUUUUGACCCCCUCCAAAACUUAACUACUAACAGCCUAUUGUUGGCUGGAAGCCUCACCAAUAACAUAAACAGUUGACUGACACAUAUUUUGUAUGUUGUAUGCAUUAUAUACUGUAUUCUUACAUAAAGUAAGCUAGAGAAAAGUAAAUGUUAUUAAGAAAAUCAUAAGGAAGAGAAAAUAUGUUUAUAAUACUGUACUGUAUUAUCAAUACCAUACGUUUAUGUCAUUGGUUUACAAGAGGAAUCAUCUGUCAGUACCUACAGCAAUAUUUUCUUAAAUGAUACAAAACACUGUAGAUGUUAUACUUAUCACUAACACUAGAUAUCAAAAAUGGAAGGAUCAUGUGAAAAAGAAAUUUGUAUUUAUUUUAUGCAUUGAUAACAAAGAAGCAGCAAUAUGAUUGCUUUAUGGUAGCCUGGUGUAAUCAAAAUAAUUGCUUCACGAUAGCCUAGCCUAUACACUAAUGAAUGAAUCAUUAUAAAAUUUGCAUGGCAUACAGUACUGCAGUCAUGUUCAUGAUACAGUAUUGGAAACAUUUACAUUUUUUUAAAAAAACACUUACCCAUGACAAUAGGCUGACACGUAGUUUCUUCAAUUACAAGAGAGCGGUAUACUGCACUGUAAUGUAAUUCUUUGAAAACGAAGUUGUAAGAUGGUAAGAAAACUAACACAUUGUUAAUUUUAUAUUAAAUGUCACUAAAAAAAGUAAAAAUAAGUAAAUAAAUAAAUGUCAUUCACCUUAUGCCUAUGUAAGGAUAGACUAGUAUUUACAUGUUUUAUCAUUCAUGACAUACCAUUUUCUUAAUUAUUUCAAUAUUUCUUGGCCAAGUGUUUUUUGUCUGCAAGUUUUUUCAUAGUGUCACAAGUCUCCAAAAAUCUUUCCAACAUAUUUGUUGAAAAAAAACCCACAGAGAAGUGGACCCAGGCCGUUCAAACCUAUGUUGUGCAAAAGUCAACUAUACAUACAAGUUAUCCAGGAAAGAAAGAUGAUGAAAAUAUCUAGGCAAAAGGAAUAGCAUGGAACCAAAAUGUGGAGACAUGAUAGGUGAUGGUAAGUUAGUAAUGAAAGAGUUUAGAGAGCCACAUGUGUGAUUCUUCAGGAAGAAAAGAGAAGAGAAGCAGAGAGAAAGGAUUAAGAGAAAGAAAUAGGAUGAGGGAUUUGGAAGUAAUAAAAAAUGUCAAAAAUUCACAAAACUACAAGUUUAGGUAAUUAUGUAUUAAAGGACCAAGUAGGUAUCUUAGCCAUGAUUCAUUGUCAGCAAUGUCCCUUUAGACAAGGGUAGGGGAAAUGAAAGCAGAGUAAAAUUAUUUUUAAAAUGUCCAAUUCUAGAAACACAGUCUCUUUCAUUCUCUCGUACUGCACUUGGGGAGGAAGCUCAGCCAGUGCCCAUGAACUGCCCGCUCCUAAGGAGGCCGAGUGUGAUACCUGGAUGUUCUUAAGUCAAACACCAAGGAAGUGAAAUUCACAGUCACCAGCCCCCAGCGUCUUCUUAGACACGUGCAUACAAAUCCAGACCUGUUAAAACAUGGAACCACUGGCAAAAGUCCCAACUGGUAAUUACAGAAGAACAUGAGAUUGCACAAAUAUAAAUUAGUUAUUCCUUUCAUGCCUCAGGCUUCUCCACAAUGAAGAUUAUAAACAAGUUGGGUUUUUACACAGUAUUUUAAUAAUGGAAACCUGUGUGUUCUUGAACAAUAAUGAUAGGUUGUUAUCACCACACUACCGCCACCAACAUUUGCUUUUUUGUAAUUGCAUUUCUUUCAAGAGUCAAAAGACUUUUUUGCUCUAUACUGUGUUUGUACUCAUAUGCCUCACAGCACUGAGAGGAGGGACCCAUUAGUCAGGACCUUUCUUUUAAGUAAUAUGUGUAAUACAUACAUAUACAUAGAUAAACACAACAUCUCACAUUCUAAGUAUGGUACCAACCAAGCUUUCUUAUUAAAACAACCUAUGCCCACUUUGAGGGUAAGAAAGUAGUCAGUUCAUUUGGUCAAAUUUAAUCAGAGUAAAGUUGAAUUCAGUUGUCCUGAGCUAAUAACUUAUUGGGAUAGUCUGAGAAAAAAAAAAUGACAAGUAUUUUUUCUCCAUAGGUUUGACAUGCUACAUUUGGCAAAUUCCGUAUUCCCACAUAUACGGCUCUAUUUUGGGACUGUUUGUUCUGUCUCAUUGAUCUGUUUGUUCAUGCUCUAGAACUGUGGUAUGUUAAAAUUUGAGCCCGAUAAUAUAUUAUAAUUACAUGUUUUUUUUCAGAGAAGAUUUACUCUUUUACUUUCACAUAAACUUUAUGUCCACCCUGCAUUAUGAUGUAGUAAGAGUGGUAAACUUGCUUCUUUGUCACUGGAAUAAUGAUACUUCCUGCGGUGAUCAAAAUAAAGAAUAAACAUUUUGAUUUGAGCAUUACUGUACUCUGGGACUGUAUAACUGUUUGGUCUAAAAAUGGAAUCAGAAGGAAGAUUUCCUGUUUGUGCCUAGAACCCAGUGUCUAUUCUUUCCCAAGCCUUACUGAGAUAUAAUUGACAUAACAUUGUGCGGGUUUAAGGGGUAUGAUAUGAUGAUUUGAUACAUGUGUGUAUUGCCAAAUGAUUACCACAAUAAGGUCUGUUAACAUGUUCAUCACCUCGCAUGGUUGCCUUUUCUUUUUUGUGGUGAGACUACUUAAGUUUUACUCUCUUAGCAACUUUCAAAUAUAGAAAACUUUAUUUUCAACUGUAGUCACCGUGCUGAAUAUUAGAUCCCCAGAACUUAUUCAUCUUAUAACUGGAACUUUGUAUACAUUGACCAACUUCUCCUGAUUUGCCCUGCUUCCCACCCUUGGCAACCACCAUUCGACUCUCUGUUUCUAUGAGUUUGGGUUUUUUUUGUAUUCUGCAUGUAAGUGAAAUCACAUAGUACUUGUCUUUCUCUGACUUAUUUCACUUAGCCUAAUGCCCUCAAGGUCUGUCCAUGUUGUUGUAAAUGGCAGGAUUUCUUUUUUUUUUCUGGUGGAAUAAUAUUCAAGUGUGUGUGUGUGUGUGUGUGUGUGUGUGUGUGUGUGUAUCUCAUUUUCUUUGUUCACUCAUCUGUUGAUGGAUGCUUAAGUCCUCACAUGCCUAGUGUAAGGCCCUUUCAGGAUCUCCAGCAGUGCAGAUGGGAGUGUCUCUGGCAGGGUCCCAGUGCCAACAAGAUUGUUUAUAGACUGUGGCUGGGAUGGACUAGAGCCCAGUUACAAGGCCCUACAUUCUGACCAAGUUUAUCAGGCUUACCCUCAGGGGCUCUUGGACUAAGGCCAAGGCGGGCUGAAGCGAGUUCAUGAGCUACUUCUAUUAUCCAAUGCACAGGUGGGCGUAACUCCUCCAGGGUACCUCAGCAUCUGGUUCUGAUAACAGACCCAAAACCAAAGGGGCUGCAGCUGAGUUCUCACGGGUAUAGAACUGUUUCUAUGUCUGUAGCCAGGACCACAGUUGGCAAGUCAGCCACAUGGUUGUGAACCUGCCUUCUUAAAAUGGACUUCUUGGACUUCACUGCAGUUUCACAAUCUCCAACCUGGAUCCCAAAGCUCCCAUGAAGGCACUUUUUGUCCAUGAAUAAAUGUCAAAUUAUUUUUGUUGAGAGGAGGAUACAUGCAAGGGACAUCUUAUUCAGUCAUCCUGCUGACACCACUUCUAAACAAGUUAAUACUACUAGUUGUUUGGAAACUGAGCUUCAUUUUCAUGAAUGGCAAUGAAGCAAGGUUCACUUUGCUUCAGUAGGGACAGACUCUUAUUUUCAGUGUUAAAAUUGUAUCAUUCAUCUGGCCAUGAUGGAAUAACAGGAGCCAGAUUUACCUCUACAUACUAAACAACUAGAAACGAUCAGAUGAAAUAUAUGAAAUGAUGGUUUUCAGACAUUGAGCGGCAAGUAAUACAACACUGUAAUCCCUGAGAGAAGGGAAAGAAUGAGGUAAACCCUACAGUUGUGCCAGCUUACUGCCAAAUGGCAGGUUCCAGGAAGCAAUACAUGCCAAAACAGAGCCUGGCAGUCUUGAGUUAAAGAGACAAAAAUCAGAGUUUGGGGAGGCCAAGUUGAUAAGAAGCCAUGGGAAAGAAGGCCUGGAAAAGGGAGGUUUACAGAAAGUUCAAGAAGUCUUCAGAAGGGUUCCUUUCAGUCUUUGGCUGAGUAUGUAUCUUUGCAUUACUCAAGGUUGGAGGAAAAAGCACUGAAAAGCCAUAGGCCAAAAAUUGGGAGGAGCAUACAUAGGGUUGAGAAUAGUUUGUAUUCCCACUGGCCAGAGUGGAAAGACCUUGUAAUACACAGGGCAUCAGGUAAUACACAGGACAUCAAAAGGACAUUGUAUUACGUGUGAGUCUAAAUUAACCCUAGACCAGGCUGCUCUAACAAUGCUUAAAAGCAAGUCUGGGGCUUCCUAGGUAGCGCAGUGGUUAAGAAUCUGCCUGCCAAUGCAGGGGACAUGGGUUUGAUUCCUGCUCCAGGAAGAUCUCACAUGCUGCGGAGCAACUAAGCCGGUGCGCCACAACCAUUGAGCCUGCGUUUUAGAGCGGGUGAGCCACAACUAUUGAGCCCAUGUGCUGCAACUACUGAAGCCCACAUGCCUAGAGCCCAUGCUCCACAGCAAGAGAAGCCACGGCAAUGAGGAGCCCACGCACCACAGCGAAGAGUAGCCCCCACUCACCGCAACUAAAAGAAAGCCUGCACACAGCAAAAAAGACCUAACACAGCCAAUAAAAUAAAUUAACUAAUUAAUUAAUUUAAAAAAAAGGCAAGUCUAAAUUUUUUCAAACUGAGUCCAGGUAACCUGAUUUGUGCUAGAAAAAUACCCAACACACUACACAAAAGUGUACAAAAACCCAGCAAGAUAAAAAUUGCAAUGUCUGGCAUCUAGUCAAAAAUUACCAUGAAUGCUAGGAAAUGGGAAAAUAUGACCCAUAAACAGGAGAAAAAUCAGUCCAUAGAGACAGACCAAGAAAUGCCAGAUGAUAGCAUUAACAAGCAAGGAACUUAAGACAGCUAUUAUAAAUAUGCUACAUAUGCUUAAGAAGAUAGAGAGAGACAUGAACAUUAUGAGGACUGAAACGAAAGAUAUAAACAAGGCCUAAUUGUAACUUCUAGAGAUGGAAAAUACAAUACCUGAAAUAAUAAAACACUGAGUAGGAUUAACAUCACAUGAGAUCCUAAAAAAAUUACCAGUGAACUUAAUGACAUAGUACUAGAAACAAUCCAAAAUGAAGCAAAGAGAGGAAAAAAGACAAUAAUAAACAAAGAAUCAGUGACAUCUGAAACAAAAUCAAACAACCAAACAUACAUAUAAUUAGAUUCCCAGAAAUAAAGGAAAGGGAUGGUGGGAUAGAAGAAACUAUUUGAACAAAUAACAGCUAAAACUCUCAAAUUAUAAGCUUACAGAGCCAAGAAACUCAGUAGACACCAAGUAAUAAAAAGCAGAGGAAACAGCACCAAGGAACAUCAAAAUCAAAUUCCUGAAAAACAAUCUAAAAGAGAACAUUUUAAAAGCAGCCAAGAGUAGGGGGUAGUAGAUGGAAACACAUGUGUACAGUGGAACAAAGGAUGAUAAAAUGGAAUUACAUUAUUUGAAGAUAGGCGUUGAUUAGUUGAAUGAGUAUAUUGUAAAUCUUAGAACAACCAUUAAAAACUAAAACAAAAACAAGAACAAAAACAGAAAUAUAUAGCUAAUAAGUCAAUCUGCUUAUAAAAUGGAAUCAUGGUGGGGGGGUAGGAUGAAUUGAGAGAUUGGGAUUGGCAUAUAUAUACUGUUGAUACUGUGUGUAAAAUAAAUAACUAAUGAGAACCUACUGUAUAGCAGAGGGAACUCUACUUAAUGCUCUGUGGUGACUUAAAUGGGAAGGAAAUCCAAAAAAGAGGGGAUAUGUGUAUACAUAUAGCUGAUUCACUUUGCUGUACAGUAGAAACUAACACAACAUUAUAAAGCAACUAUACUCCAAUAAAAAUUAAUUAAAAAAUAAAGUUUAAAAUGGAAUCAGGAAAUAAUUCAAAAGGCAGAAAAAAAGAGGAAAUAAAGGAGUAAAUAACGGAUAGGCUAAAUAGCAAACAAGAGCAAGAUGGGAGUUUUAAACUUUAUCAUAUUUUUAACUAUAUUAAUUGUAACACGUGGGAAUAGACCACAGAGGGUCUCAAGUGAACAUUUCUCGGAUGACAGAACUAUUUUAUGCUGUGAUUGCUAUGGUAGUUAUAUGACUACAAACAUUUUCCAAAGUUUGUCAAUUUGUAAACUUAAAAUUGGCUUCUUUAUUGUAUGUGACUUAUAUCUCAAAAAUGCUGAGCAGAAAAAAAAAGUAUAUUUUUCAGUUGGGAAUUCAGCAAGGAAUCACACAAAGGAACACAGCAAGGAGCACAUCAAAGAAAGCCAUCCCAAAGUCUAUUUAAAACAAAUGUUCAGCAUCUCACAAGAGGUUUCUAAUUGGCAUCUUUUCCAUUCUUAAUAAAGUAUCAAUAUUUUAUUUUAAAAGAAUAGUUUCAUUUAAAUUCUUCAUGCUCCUAAAUCAUUUCAGGCUCCCUGGCCUGAAGUACCUCUAGUCACUAGAGACCCACUGCAAGUUAAUGUCAUUCUGUUCUCUUGUGGAUACAGAGACUUUUUAUUUUUCCUUAGGAAAUGCGAGUAAGUGCCUGGGCUUAUGGAGUUUGGGAGUGUGUGUAUGUACAUGUGUCUGUCUAAUCUUUAGCUGUUUUAUGAGAGAAGAAAAUAAUUUGGUUUAUUCUAUGAAGGAAUAUUUUUAAGAAUAAAACCUCACUGUUCAGUAAUCUAGAGAAGUGCUUGUUGAUACCUUUUGGAUGCUCCUUUAUGAUUUAUGAGAUCCUAUAAACAUCGUCAUAAAAAUUUUUGUUCUAUCGUCCUCUUCAUCUUCUUCCUGUUAUGGGAAGCAAAGGGCUUAUUGAGAAAAAGAAGGUAAGGCAUUGAAAGAAAUACAGGAUAUUGAUUACUUUCUGUUCCCUGAGCUUCUGAGACAAUCUAUAUACUGGAAGUGUUUAACUACAAUUUAUGUUCUUAACAUUUGCUUGUAAAUUGGCUUUUGGGGAUGCUGAAUGCAAUUUCCCUGGAAAACAAAGUUAUAAGUCAUAUUUAGGUUCACCAGCUUGUCCGUGGCAGCCUGUUAAUCCAUAACAUGGCACUUUCUUGGUGAGAAAUUCAUUAAACAUCACGUUUCAAAAAAGAUAAAUAUAUUUUCAGCAUCCUCUCAUCUUUCCCACACAUUUUGGUGUCCCCUUGUCCCUUGAACCCUUCACUAUAUAUACUUUCUUUGGGGAAUGGGGCAAAUCAGGAAUUUUUCCAGAGGAUGUCUAACUGGUGAUAUUUCAAAUAUCAAAUAGAUAUUCAAACAUAUCUGACUGGUGAUAUUUCAAAUAGCCUAGGAAAGUGAAAGGAAAUAUUUCAUGCAAAAUAGCAGAAGGAUUUUUUAGAAAAGAAGCAUGCAUACACAGGAACAAGUACAGUUUAUAUAAACAUAGGGAAGACAAAAGGAACUUGGUGAUCAUCUAAUCCAACAGCAUUUCCCACAAUAACAACUUUCUCAAGCCUAUAGACUGCUACCAGUUAUCAUUUUAAAAAAGGAGAGAACUAUGUUUCAAAUGAUGGGAAAACAGUAUGUUAAUAUUAGAAAAGCAUUCAUUCAUUUGAACAUUAAUAUUAUGCUAACGAAUGUUGUGGAUGAUUAAGUGUUGCCUAAACUCACUUGGUUAUGGGGAUUCACCUCAUGGGACUAGUGUUCUGUGAACUAUACUACUUUAGGAAAUAAUGCUUUCAUCUCAUCUUCAAAGAAUAUCAUCAUUAAGGCUUUCCAUCAUUAAUGGUGAGUCCUCUGCUCUUCAGAAGGGUCCCUUUGUAAGAUGUGCUGUCCCUUUAAAGUAGUCCCAUGCAAUGAAGUAUAAUGUAAGGCAUAUAUGGAGGUUACAAUUUUCUGUUUUAAAUUUAUUAGAUUACUAUUGUCUAAAUUUAAAUUAUUUAAAUUAAAAAGGUUUCAUUUAACAUAAAAAGAAACACAUGAAAUUCAGUUUAAUAUAUUUAAUUUAACCCGACGUAUCCAAUAUAUGAUCAUUGCAACAUACAGUCAAUAUAAAAUUAUUAACUCAUGAUGAAGAGGAAAGUUAGAAACUUGCAUUCAGCUAAAAAUAACUCCAUGCUUCUUUUGCUUUUGUGAAAUAUGCUUACUGCACCGAGAAAAACAGAAAAACAGGAUGACCUAGCAAUCCAAUGUAACUUUAAGAUGUUUUGCUAAAAAUGGAAUGUUCUGCACCUGCUCUUGUAAGUUUCUGUUUGGAAACUUCCAUGCCCUGUAAACCAAGUAACCAAUCUACCCAUGCUAACUGUAAACAAGUGUACUGACCCCUAUAAAAGUAAAGUUCACCCUGAGCUGGGGGCCCAGAACUUUGGAGCAUUAGCUCAUCGGGGGCCACUGGCUUAAUAAACCUGAGU
Molecule: messenger RNA, 9846 nt
Organism: Hippopotamus amphibius kiboko
Lineage: Eukaryota; Metazoa; Chordata; Mammalia; Artiodactyla; Hippopotamidae
Gene: RERG
Product: RAS like estrogen regulated growth inhibitor
Exons: 7
Coding region: 341-817 (158 amino acids)
Molecular function (GO): GTPase activity; GTP binding
Source: RefSeq, a predicted model, not a curated record